Puntigrus tetrazona (Sumatra barb) is the source of this 1299-nucleotide messenger RNA. RefSeq names its product pectinesterase inhibitor 10. NCBI's taxonomy places the organism in Eukaryota, Metazoa, Chordata, Actinopteri, Cypriniformes, Cyprinidae. The transcript is spliced from 3 exons. Bases 642 to 1247 code for a protein of 201 amino acids. The record is from RefSeq and is a predicted model, not a curated record.
AGUACAAUUUGUGUUAGUUUUAUAUAUUAACUGUUAUUCUAUAAUGUGAAAAAUACUGAUAGUAUAGAAUGAGAUGUCUAAACUUUUUAAAUGGUACCAAAUAUUAUAUUUUAUACCUGCAUGUGUGCCAGUGGAUCAUGGCUUGAGAUAAAGACAUGAACGUAUAAUGUAUCAGUGUUUUCCUGGGCUACAGUCCAGCAGGUGUAUGUGGGUGAGUGAGAGAGAGAGAGAGAGGGUACACAGUGUGUUGGGGGGCUUUGGCUGUGCAACUAAGUAUAAAUAUUUCCCCUCUUCUCCAGUUCCCUUUUGUUCAUCAUCAUAGUGGCUCGAUGGCCAACCCUUUUAAUCCACAGCUGAACGAAUGAAAGCGAGAAAGGAACGUAAGAGCACGUGAAGGACAGACACAUAUAAAAGCCCCAUUAUGUUUUUCAGAAUGUGAAAAAAAAAGAAUAUAUAUAUAUAUAUAUAUAUUCUUAAAUCUUAGAGUGUGAUGUAAAGAGACAAAAUGUGAAAAGAAGAGGAUGAAAAAUUAACGUGAGUAUAAACUUUUUAUAAAGUGUGAAUGUGUGUUUUAUUUGUCUGAUGUGUAAUUUCUUUUGAAAGGAGGCAGUGUAUGUGUGUCCUUCUCUUUGGAAAAAAAGAUGUCUCGAUUCAGGGAAGCCCUUAAAGAGAAUGAAUCUGGAAAGAAUUCUAAGAUGCCUCAAAAACAAAAGAAAAAGGAGACUGGAAAUAAGGACAAUGCAGUAUUAUCGAAGGAUAGGCUCCCUCUGAUUGGUUCAUCAAGAAAUAAAUCUGCAGCGAGGCCCUCUCUGUCAACUCCUCAGGCCGAAACGAAGAAACGCAUCCAUCCUCCCAUUUCAUCUGUGGCCCCUGACAGCAUGACACCCUGGGAAGGCUCCUCCCACUCCGAAUCCUCCUUUACCAGUUUUCCCCCUCCAGUUUCACCCCUUCCUCUUGCUCACUCGAAGCCAAUCACAGCACCAGAUCCUCCACCCCCAGCACCCCCUCCUCAAAUCAUCAACACUCAACCUGAGUCCAGUCAGAGUGCCAGGGUAAAACGCAAGCCGCUGCCACCAAGACACCCCCCUAGACCUCCCCGUUUACCUCCUCUGAGGCAGGUCACAAAUCUUAGCUUCUCACGUAGUUUCACGUUUUCGUUUUUUGAGCUUCCGGUUCACCAGUCUGCACGGAGCAGAGCGGAGCGCCUCAGAGAUCUCACUGUGUUACUGAGGCAGUUUCAGUACUGAGGAAAAAACUGUUCACCUCUAUAGGGCAGAAAUGCAUCAUGUGGAAAAACAA